Cylicostephanus goldi is the source of this 1785-nucleotide messenger RNA. The record is from the annotation of a GenBank genome assembly. NCBI's taxonomy places the organism in Eukaryota, Metazoa, Nematoda, Chromadorea, Rhabditida, Strongylidae.
CGACAUCAAAAAGCUGCCCAGAUACGUGCUAAUAAAAGAAAAGCUGUAAUUGAGCGACGGCGAGGGUUAGACGGUGGGGUGGCCGCACCGGUUUUAGUUACGGUUAUCUCAUUUGGAAGCAGCGCCACCGACUUUGUCGAAGGUAUUGCCAAGUGCGAUGAGACUAUCGUUCACACGCAAGGACACAAUGUGGCUUACUUUGCUAUUCCUCGAUUCAAGUCUCGACUAGGUUUUCUGACUCCGGAUCUUUCCAAAUACGACAAUGUGCUUGACUCGAUCAAGGUUUCCGAUGUGGUCUGUUUCCUGUGGCCUACCGAAGCCGAGCUUAGCGAAGAACAUCAUCUGCUUCUCACCAUCGUCAAGGCACAUGGUUUGCCCUCUUAUGUGAAUGUCGCGCCACACCUGAACGACAUUCCGAUAGGGAAGAAGCGUGAAGACGCAAGGAAGCAUGUACAGGCGCUUAUAAGCGAAACCAACCUUACUUCAAACAAGCUGUUUUGUUCCGACUCGACAGCGGACUUUAUCUUACUUGUCCGUCAUUUUAUUGAUAUGAAAAAGAAUAAAAUGCUAUUGCAAAAACGCCGUCCGCAUAUAUUGGUGGAGAAAUUGGAUGUCGUUGACGAUAAGGCUGGGAUCUGUUCAGUCCUUGCGACGGGAUAUCUGCGUGGACCCACAUGGAAUGUCAAUCACCUAGUGCAUAUUCAAGGAUGGGGUGACUUUCAGUUGAGCCGGAUCAUUGCUUGUGAUGACCCGAAUCCACUCAAGCCGCCAAAUGUUUUGGCAACCGCAGAUGAAGCUGUUAGGGAAUCACUGCAGUCAGAAAUUGUGCCCGAUCCAAUGGAUGCUGAGCAGACUUGGCCAGAUGAGUACGACAAUGUUCCCGGAACUCGAAAUGUUCCCAAAGGAACCUCAUCUUAUCAAGCUGCAUGGAUUCUCGAUGAUGACAAUGAAGAAUCUGCGGGUGAAAGUGACGAGGUCGAAAAAUAUCGUCGGGAAAGAGAAGAUGCACAGUUCCCCGAUGAAAUCGAUACGCCUAUCGGUGAUCUUGCUAGAAUCAGAUUCCAAAAGUACCGUGGUCUGAAAAGCUUCAGGACUUCGCCAUGGGAUCCCAAAGAAAAUCUACCAUCCGACUAUGCUCGCAUAUUCCAGUUUCAAAAUUAUAAGAAAACCAGGAAAAACGUGUUGAGCCAAAUUGACGAUUACGAUCCAGCAUCGUGCGUUUCUUCGGGGCAAUACGUAACAUUACAGAUUGAUCGCGUCCCGGUCACCUUUCAAUGGAACAAAGAUGAUCCAUUAGUGCUUUAUCAGUUGCUGCCGCACGAACAGCGCAUGUCCGUACUCAAUUUUGUGAUACGUAAGCACCCGUCAUGUCGCGUUCCAAUAACGAACAAGCAGAAACUGAUUUUCAAUGUUGGAUUUCGGAAGUUUGAAGCAUGUCCAGUGUUUAGUCAGCACUCAAAUGGAAAUAAAUUCAAAAUGGAGCGAUUCCUGCCAGCGAAUACAGCAUGUGUGGCUACUGUCUUUGCACCUAUAACUUUUCCUCCUGCUUCUGUGUUGGUGUUCCGAGAAGGAAAAGGUGGAAAGGAGGUGCGCUCAGUAAUUUUCUCCUCUAAUUCUCUGUUCUAUAGCAUUCGCGUGUUUCAAUUUUUGAUCCUUUAUCAUGCUAAAAUUUUCGAAAAGGGUAUCCCAUUUUCUUUAACACGAAUAAUUUAUUCUGUUCGAUGUAGAAUUCAUUACAUUUCUCACUCGCUGUGCGACAAUAGCGAAACGGACCUAAAUUACUGA